Messenger RNA from Merops nubicus (carmine bee-eater), 1071 nucleotides. It is a transcript of the gene CDK9, whose product is annotated as cyclin-dependent kinase 9. NCBI's taxonomy places the organism in Eukaryota, Metazoa, Chordata, Aves, Coraciiformes, Meropidae. Gene Ontology annotation, molecular function: cyclin-dependent protein serine/threonine kinase activity; ATP binding. The record is from RefSeq and is a predicted model, not a curated record. Gene Ontology annotation, cellular component: nucleus. The transcript has 6 exons. Gene Ontology annotation, biological process: protein phosphorylation. The annotation marks the transcript as partial.
CUCACAGGUUUCUGUUUUACAGGGAAGUUUUCAAAGCCAAACAUCGUCAGACAGGCAAGAAAGUAGCACUGAAAAAGGUGUUGAUGGAAAAUGAGAAGGAGGGGUUCCCCAUCACAGCCUUGCGGGAGAUUAAAAUCCUCCAGCUGCUGAAACAUGAGAACGUGGUGAACCUCAUAGAAAUCUGCAGGACCAAAGCCUCUCCGUACAACCGCUGCAAGGGCAGCAUCUACCUCGUGUUUGACUUCUGUGAGCACGACCUGGCUGGGCUCCUCAGCAACGCUCACGUCAAGUUCACGCUCUCGGAGAUCAAGAAGGUCAUGCAGAUGCUCUUGAACGGACUUUACUACAUCCACAGGAACAAGAUCCUGCAUCGCGACAUGAAAGCCGCCAACGUCCUCAUCACGCGGGACGGGGUCCUGAAGCUGGCGGACUUCGGGCUGGCCCGAGCCUUCAGCCUGGCCAAGAACAGCCAGCCCAACCGCUACACCAACCGGGUGGUGACGCUGUGGUACCGGCCGCCAGAGCUGCUCCUAGGGGAGCGGGACUACGGUCCCCCCAUUGACCUCUGGGGCGCAGGCUGCAUCAUGGCAGAGAUGUGGACCCGCAGCCCCAUCAUGCAGGGGAACACGGAGCAGCACCAGCUCACCCUCAUCAGCCAGCUCUGCGGAUCCAUCACGCCCGAGGUUUGGCCCAACGUGGACAAAUACGAGCUGUUCCAGAAGCUGGAUCUCCCCAAGGGGCAGAAGCGGAAGGUGAAGGACCGCCUCAAGGCCUACGUGAAGGACCCCUACGCACUCGACCUCAUCGACAAGCUGCUGGUGCUGGACCCCGCCCAGCGCAUCGACAGCGACGACGCGCUCAACCACGACUUCUUCUGGUCGGACCCCAUGCCCUCGGACCUCAAAAACAUGCUGUCCACUCACAACCAGUCCAUGUUCGAGUACCUGGCCCCGCCGCGCAGGAGGGGCGGGCACAUGCCCCAGCAGCCAGCUAACCAAGGCAGGAACCCGGCCGCCACCAACCAGACGGAAUUCGACAGGGUGUUCUGAGCGGGAGCUUCCCCAGCGGGGC